Messenger RNA from Trichobilharzia regenti, 675 nucleotides. NCBI's taxonomy places the organism in Eukaryota, Metazoa, Platyhelminthes, Trematoda, Strigeidida, Schistosomatidae. The record is from the annotation of a GenBank genome assembly.
CCACUCACACCGUGUUGUAUACUUUGGAUAUAUUGUAGCGGUCUACUAUCCUCAUCCGAAGACAACUCUACAACCGGAACACAGCAUCUUCCAGCAGAUGUAAUUCCAACAGUUAACGUUCUCGUGGAUUAUAUAAAUAAUUUGUAGCAGAGUAUUUAUACAUUAUAACCAAGGGCAGUAGAAUUUCUCAGAUAUCUGGGACAAGUGUUGAGUUAUUCCUAUUAUACGUAUUUGCAGUUGAUUCGAUAAACAAAGCUUCUGUUAUUAAUCUCUCCCUCCACCCUAUGACAUUAGAUUUUAAAGCUGUCAACUUAUCCCAUCAUCCUACUUUAUGGUUGUGUGUAAUUGCAUGUAGUGCUAUAGCUGAACUAUUCUCUAGAUUUCUUAUCUUCGGGUCAACUAAUGAAGAUUUUGCUGGGCGAAUAAGAGAGGCUUUAAAGCUUCCUGCCUUAUUAAGAAUUCUGCGAAAAGUUGCCGAGGUUCCUUCUCUUUAUUUAAAUAUAGUUUAUACUUUAUUUCUACCUAAAUCAUUGGUUUCAAUUGGUGAUUCAUGUGGAACAAAUAUUGCCGUUUGCUCGCAUUUCGCAUUGAUGUGUCAUUGGUUCAGGAAAUUCACAGGAACUCAGUGUGAACCGUGAAAUCAUAAUAAUGCUGUCAAUGUAGUUGAAGAUUGAA